Messenger RNA from Aspergillus ruber CBS 135680, 1994 nucleotides. Its product is annotated as kynurenine--oxoglutarate transaminase. Gene Ontology annotation, cellular component: cytoplasm; mitochondrion. Bases 213 to 1637 code for a protein of 474 amino acids. The record is from RefSeq and is a predicted model, not a curated record. The transcript has 9 exons. Gene Ontology annotation, molecular function: L-kynurenine:2-oxoglutarate transaminase activity; pyridoxal phosphate binding. Gene Ontology annotation, biological process: biosynthetic process. NCBI's taxonomy places the organism in Eukaryota, Fungi, Ascomycota, Eurotiomycetes, Eurotiales, Aspergillaceae.
GUUGAAUUUGGAGUAAUUGAAAGCAAAUGCCUCAUUCUCUUUAAAAUUGGUACCAUAUCUGCAUUUUAUGCCAUGGUGGACCUCAAUUGGCUGGUUGAUUGCUAUCCCGGCAUAGUGCAGGAGUCAACCCGGGCUUGUCCCACCAGAGCCAUAAUUGAUUGCGUGAAUUCUACUGAGCCUAUAACCACUCUCUUAUUUCCUGUGUGACUCCCAUGCCUGCUCUCCUCAGAUCUCCUCUUCCUUUUUCACUAUCUUCUGCCAACUUUAGAAAACCUGUCACUCUUCCUUCUAUUUCCUGCACUUAUCGAUCCUCUUUACUACCCCGCAUACACUUCCCCGGAGCCCGAGCCAUGAGUGCGACUGCUGCUCGACCGGAUCCCUUUCGUCCAGCCGCGAGAGUCGCUGGUCAGAGACAGGAUGUCUGGUCAAUCGUUAACGAAGCCGCUGCUGCUUCGCCGGUUCAGCCCAUUGUGAACAUGGGCCAAGGUUUCUUUGGCUACAACCCCCCGAAGUUCGCCCUUGACGCUGCGAAGGAUGCGCUGGAUCGUGUGGACUGCAACCAAUACUCCCCGACAAAGGGUCGUCCUCGCCUCAAGAAAGCCAUCGCGGAUGCCUACUCCCCGUUCUUUGGACGCACCUUGAACCCAGAUACCGAGGUCUCGAUCACCACCGGUGCCAAUGAAGGAAUGCUGAGUGCUUUUAUGGGCUUCAUUGAGCCCGGAGAUGAGGUUAUUAUCUUCGAGCCAUUUUUCGACCAGUACAUCAGCAACAUUGAAAUGCCCGGUGGUACUAUUCGUUACGUUCCGCUUCACCCGCCCACAGACGGAGCCACCCGGACUUCGUCUGCUGCGGAGUGGACGAUUAACUUUGAGGAGUUGGAGAAUGCCAUAAACCCUAAGACUAAGAUGAUCGUGCUGAACUCUCCUCACAACCCUGUUGGCAAGGUCUUCUCUAAGGCUGAACUGGAGCGUAUCGGUGAGCUCUGUGUUAAGCACAACAUUAUCAUUCUUUCCGACGAAGUCUACGACCGUCUCUACUACGUCCCCUUCACUAGGAUUGCCACCCUGUCUCCAGAGCUCUAUGAGCGCACUCUGACCGUGGCUUCCGCCGGUAAAGCAUUCUAUGCCACCGGCUGGCGUGUCGGAUACUUGAUUGGACCCGAGCAUCUGAUCAAGUAUGUUGCUGGCGCACACACUCGGAUCUGCUACAGUUCCGUGUCUCCUCUUCAAGAGGCGACUGCUAUCGCUUUUGAACAAGCAGACCAGGUUGGUUUCUGGGACGAAAGUCGCGCAGAGAUGAAGAGCAAGAUGGAACGCUUCUGUGAAGUGUUUAAGGAGCUUGGAAUUCCGUACUCUGACCCCGAAGGUGGCUACUUUGUGCUGGCCAACAUGGCCUCCGUAAAGCUGCCAGAGGACUACAAAUUCCCUCCUCAUGUGGCCAACCGUCCCCGCGACUUCAAACUCUGCUGGUUCCUCAUCCAUGAAGUUGGAGUUGCUGCCAUCCCUCCUACUGAGUUCUACACCGAUGCGAAUGAGCAUAUUGCCGAGGAUUACCUCCGUUUUGCUGUUUGCAAGAACGACGACGUUCUUGAGACUGCAAAGGAGAGAUUGCGCGGUUUGAAGAAGUAUAUCCAAUAAGCACAAACAUCUUCUGACUGCGUUACGUAUGAUUAUUUAUGGUUUUUGAGUAUUAUCAGGCGAGUACAUAUAUGAACAUUUGAUAAGAGGAAAUAAAAUUAGAUCCUUUGGGUUUUCAGAAUAUCUUGUUUGUUUCCAAUGUCUCAUGCAAGUAUAUUAUUAUGCCCUUAGCAUCGUGCAAACUGUAUUCGUACAGUAUCCUAUCCUUUCCGUUCCACUUUCUGUGCAGCAGCAGAGCCUGACUGUGGCCAGGCCCUGAGCUAUCCAAACAUGAUGACACCCAGUGUAUCAUACAGGGAUCCUUAAGCAACGCGCAAACCUUUUUCCAAACAAAAACAAUUAAAUAUUAACCCUCUC